This is a messenger RNA of Eimeria necatrix, 2946 nucleotides long. RefSeq lists its product as hypothetical. Lineage: Eukaryota; Apicomplexa; Conoidasida; Eucoccidiorida; Eimeriidae. The record is from RefSeq and is a predicted model, not a curated record. The transcript has 2 exons. Bases 1 to 2946 code for a protein of 981 amino acids.
AUGGAGGAGUCCGAGGCUAGCAGCGCGGUCUCUGCAGCUGCAGCUGCAGCAGCAGCAGCAGGAGCAGCAACUCCUGCUGCCUCUCUUAUCUCUCCUUCUACUCUUUCUGAUGCCAAUUCUGUUGCUGCUGAUGCUGGAGCAGACGCAGCAGAAGCAGCAGCAGCUGAUGGGUCUCCCCAAACAACCUCGAGCCUUUCAAAGAGUCAGCACUCCCGUUCCAGGCAGCAGCAGCGGCAGCAGCAGCGGCAGCAGCAGCGGCAGCAGCAGCAGCAGCAGCAGGUGACGCGUCUAGGCGCCCUCCGGGGCACCCGCUUGAGCAGCAACGUCGGCAGCAGACGCACCUGCAGCAACUGCAGCAACAGCACAAGCAGCAGCUUGCAGUCCGCCCAGCUGGAACUACACGGAGUAGACGUUGCUGCUGUAGCUGGCAGCAUCGUGAACCGCCUUGCCCUUACAAUGCAGCAGGCUCCCCGUGGCCUUGCUGCUGCAGCAGCAGAUCCUGCUGCAUGUUUCCCUGUUGUAGCUGCCACUACUGCAGCGCCUGCUGCUGCUGCUGCUGAUGAAGACGCCAGUGAUACUGCUGCCGCUGCUGCUGCGGACCCCUUCAGAUACGAUAUAACAGCAAACAGAAGGAAGCACAAGCAGCAGCUGGAGAGGCAGGAGCAGCAGCUAACGCUGCUGCAACAGCAGCAGGAGCAGCAGCAACACCAGCUUUUACUACUUCAGAAGCAAAAGCAGCAGCUGUCUCUGUGGCAGCAGCAGCAGCAGAGGCAGCUGUCACUUCUGCAGCAGCAGCACCAACAGGCACAGCAGAAAGUGCAGCAGCAGAUUCAGCAGCAAGUCCACCAGCAAAUGCAGCAGCAGCAGCAAAUGCAGCAGCAGCAGCAGCAACAAAGGCAGCAGCAGCUACAGCAGCCCAGCAACGAGCUCUCUGGGCCUUCGCGCACUCUUGCCGCUCAUCGUCUGAGCAGCGGGAGCAACGGGAGCCGCAGCAGCAGCAGCAGCAACUGCAGCAGCACCAGCAGCAUUUUCAGCUAUGCCAAGGAAGCAGCAGCAGCAGCAAUCCCAGUCUACCCCUCAGCAGCACUUCGCAGCCGCCGCUGCGUUGGCAUUCCCCCUACCCCGCCUGCGCGGCGUUUGCCUGCUGCUGCAGCUGCUGGCUUUUACGGCCAGCAGCACGAGAAGCAGCAGCUGCUGCAGCAGCGAACGAGGCAGCUGUUGCAGCAGCAGCAGCAGCAAAUAAAACAGCAGCGUGCGAACCUGCAAAAGCAGCAGGAGCACCUGCAGCUGCUUCUGGCUCACAAGCAACAGCUCCUGCUGCAGUGCCAACAAGAACGUGAGCAGCAGCAGCAACAGCAGCACCACCAGGAGCUGCAGCAGCGGGUGCAGCAAGAGCUCAACAAACAAAAUAUGCAGCAGCACCAACAGCAAUAUCAGCAGCAGCAGCAGCAGCAGAAAAACUUAUGCGGAGGCGCCCAUGGAUGUCUUCCAGGUGGUCCUGCGCGUCAGUUGCAGCAGCUUGCUGAUCCAUACCCGCAGCAGCAGCAGGUUAAAGAAGAAGUCCAGCAGCAGCAGCAGCAGCUGCUGCUGUUGCAGCAGCAUCUUGCGGCAGCAUCUUCUAAUGUAGGCAAAGGGAUGCAGCAGCAGCAUUACGAGCAGCAGAAGGGACAAAAAGAGCUGCAGCAGGAGCUGCUGCGCAGCGGCAGCAGCACCACUUCAACAGCAACAAGUGCAAUUCGAGGCGACAGUUUCUUGGGCUCUGUGUCUUCUGUGCUGAUGCCUAAACUCGACUUACCUGCAAAGCAGCAGCAGCAACAGCAGCAACAGCAAAUGCAGCAGCAGCAGCAGCAACAGCAAAUGCAGCAGCAGCAGCGGCAGCAGGAAUUUCAGCAGACAAUUAGGGAGCAGCAGCACACGCAUGCGCAAACGGACAAGGAGACUCAGACCUGGCAGCAGCAAGCGCAGCAACCACAGCUUCUGCAGGGGCCGCAGCAGCUGCUGCAGCAGCCCCAGCAGGAGCAGCAGCUGCCCCUCUACAAGCAGCAGCGCAUGCUGCAGGAGCUGCAGUCGCGGAUGCAGUACGACGCCUGUGAGCAGAUGCUGCAGCAGCUUCAGCAGCAGCAGCAGCGCCAGGAGCAGAGCGAGCUGCAGGGGCAGCAGCAAGCUGCUGCCCGCUUUAGAAGCCAAACGCCCACCCCCACAAGCAAGAGCAGCAGCAGCAGCAGCAGCAGCAUGAAGCAGCAAGCGCUUGUUUACGGUGCAGCCAGAAGAAGAUCCGCCACGCCAGGGCUAUUCCCAGCCACAAUUUUACCUGCUGCUGGGCCACAGCAGCAGCAGCAGCAGCAGCAGCAGCACCGUCGCCCGAUGGCGCAGCAGGCGGCCCACGGUGCGAGCCCUGCUGCUGCAGCAGCAAACCAGCACCCCGUGUUGCUGCCAGACGGGAGGCUCGUGGUGCAGUCGGAAGCAAAAGCCCAGGUUUUGGAUGUCGCUUCUGCUGCUGCAGUGGCGCGGAGUACGGGGAGCCCAACAGCAGCAGCAGCUGCAGCAGCAGCAGCAAAGCCUCACCCUGUGCAGCUGACUCGCCUGCGGCCUUACUUAGUCCCAGUCGAUAUUUAUGUUCCUAAACUGGUUCAUGUCCCUUUACACGUGGUGCAGCAGCACGUGGAAUAUGCUGCAGCAGACGCAGCAGGCGCUGCUGCUGCACCUGCUGGGGCGCAGCAGCAGCAGCGGCACAGCUUCGAGCAGCAGCAGCUGGAGGCGUUCAACAAAAUGCAGCACCAGCACUUCGAGGUGAUGAUGCAGCGGGCGAGGCAGCAGGCAGCAAUCUGCGGCGCCCAAACGCUGCCUUUGCAGCAGCUGCUGCAGCACCAACAGCAGCAACUGCAACAACUGCUGCAGCAGCAGCAACUGCAGCAGCAGCCAAAGCAGCAAGCUGUCUUCCGCUAG